GUAAGCACUCAAUCCCAGUUCGGAGGCGCUGUCCAUGGGAACGGUAGAGUGAGCAUGAGGAAGAGCGCGAGAAAGCCCUCAGUGUCCUCAGGGAGCCCGUGGUAUGGUCCUGAUAGAGUCAAGUACCUCGGCCCGUUCUCUGGGGAGUCCCCAUCCUACCUCACCGGAGAGUUCCCCGGUGACUACGGGUGGGACACCGCCGGCCUCUCUGCCGACCCCGAGACCUUUGCCAAGAACAGAGAGCUCGAGGUAAUCCACUGUAGGUGGGCCAUGCUCGGUGCUCUGGGGUGUGUCUUCCCAGAGCUCCUCUCUCGCAAUGGCGUCAAGUUCGGCGAGGCCGUGUGGUUCAAGGCUGGUGCUCAAAUCUUUAGUGAGGGUGGCCUUGACUACUUGGGGAACCCAAGCCUCGUGCAUGCUCAGAGCAUCUUGGCUAUCUGGGCCGCUCAGGUGAUCCUCAUGGGUGCUGUCGAGGGCUACCGUGUUGCUGGUGGCCCAUUGGGUGAGGUGACCGACCCACUCUACCCCGGUGGCAGCUUCGACCCCUUGGGCCUGGCCGAGGACCCUGAGGCCUUUGCAGAGCUGAAGGUGAAGGAGAUCAAGAACGGACGGCUCGCCAUGUUCUCGAUGUUUGGGUUCUUUGUUCAGGCCAUUGUUACAGGGAAGGGUCCAUUGGAGAACUUGGCUGACCACCUUGCUGACCCAGUGAACAACAACGCUUGGGCCUAUGCCACCAACUUUGUGCCCGGAAAGUGAACCACGAGUGAAUGCAUGUUCGAAUGUAACCUGAUUUAUGUGUAGAGUGUGGAGUUUUUAAUUCUAUAUUAAAUUCUUCAUCAUAUUCA
Molecule: messenger RNA, 842 nt
Organism: Amborella trichopoda
Lineage: Eukaryota; Viridiplantae; Streptophyta; Magnoliopsida; Amborellales; Amborellaceae
Product: chlorophyll a-b binding protein of LHCII type 1
Biological process (GO): photosynthesis, light harvesting
Cellular component (GO): membrane
Source: RefSeq, a predicted model, not a curated record